UACCCGCGUCGACGGUCUCCUUGUUUAUAUCUCUCUCUCUCUAAAUUCACUUUCCCAAAUACAAAAGCAAACGAAAGCGGUAGAGAGAGAAAGAGGGGAGCAGAAAAGGGGGUUCCACUCUCUUGAGAUUCAACUAAAGUGAUUCAUCUCGAGAUCUAGCAAGGAAGGAAUUUGUGCGGUCGAUAAGAACCCUAUCGCAGCGGUGCGAAUUGAAUCAGGACUCUGAAUACAGUUGAAAAUGGGGCAAAACAGCCGGAAGACGCUGAUCUACGCGCUGGUGGCGCGGGGAACGCCGCCGGUGGUGCUGGCGGAGUACACGGAGUUCAGCGGGAACUUCAAUUCGAUAGCGUAUCAGUGCCUCCAGAAGCUUCCGGCCUCCAACAACAAGUUCACCUACAACUGCGACAAUCACACCUUCAAUUACCUCGUUCAUGACGGAUUCACUUACUGUGUUGUUGCUGAAGAGUCAGCUGGAAGGCAGCUUCCUAUGGCUUUUCUAGAACGCAUAAAGGAUGACUUUGUAGCGAAAUAUGGUGGAGGGAAGGCUGCAACAGCUCCUGCGAAUGGCCUUAACAAAGAAUUUGGACCAAAAUUGAAGGAACAAAUGCUAUACUGCGUCGAGCACCCUGAGGAGAUUAGCAAAUUUGCAAAGGUCAAGGCUCAGGUUUCAGAAGUGAAAGGUGUUAUGAUGGAAAAUAUCGAGAAGGUUCUAGAUCGCGGUGAGAAGAUAGAGCUUCUGGUGGAUAAGAGUGAAAACCUUCAUCAUCAGGCCCAGGACUUCAGAAACACCGGAACGCAAAUCAGGAGAAAAAUGUGGUUGCAAAACAUGAAGAUCAAACUGAUCGUUUUGGCGAUCAUCAUUGCGCUGAUCCUCAUAAUAGUUCUCUCGGUCUGCAAGGGGUUCCAUUGUUGAAAAUUCAUUCGUUUACUCACUCAUCAUAUCAUCUGCAGAUCUCGUGUGCUGAAUCAUCGAGUGCAUCUUUUGUACGUGUAUAAAGCAGUAAAACUAUACCAUGUUUGCUAGGAGACCUCUUUUUGAUUUAGUUGUGCCGAUUUAAAUAACAACUAUCAUCAUAUAUUCUGCUACCCCUAACGCCAUUUUUAUCUGAUAAUGUAUCCUAUUUAUGCCGA
This is a messenger RNA of Salvia hispanica, 1131 nucleotides long. RefSeq names its product vesicle-associated membrane protein 721-like. Gene Ontology annotation, cellular component: membrane. Gene Ontology annotation, biological process: vesicle-mediated transport. The record is from RefSeq and is a predicted model, not a curated record. Lineage: Eukaryota; Viridiplantae; Streptophyta; Magnoliopsida; Lamiales; Lamiaceae.